This is a messenger RNA of Salvelinus sp. IW2-2015, 1963 nucleotides long. RefSeq names its product LIM domain transcription factor LMO4-B-like. Lineage: Eukaryota; Metazoa; Chordata; Actinopteri; Salmoniformes; Salmonidae. The record is from RefSeq and is a predicted model, not a curated record.
AUCACAAAGCGGUGUAUAGCCAUGAACAAGAAUCACAUUCUAUUAACAGAGCUCGACUGUCUGACAUGAGAAACACUUCAUUCCCCAUAUGUAGCCUAAUGGUUCACAUGCCUAUUUGAAAUCCCAUGAAGUCGGCCAACACAGUAUACAGUAAGGAAACAGAUUUAGCCUAGCCUACUUCUGGACUAGUCUGCAUGAUCUCCAAACGGAAUACUAAACAACUGUUUGAAGUUGUUACAUCUUGAGAACGGCAACAGUCGAUCAUUGCAGCGGUCCACGAAUUGGUUGAAAUCGCUUACGCCUCGUGUUGUGACACGCGCCACCAUCGUGAUCAUUUCUUCGCCUUGACUUCACAUACAACUACCACGACGGAAAGGCCAGCCAUGGUGAACAGCCGGGUGGAGGCAUCAGCCGUGGCGGUGACAGGCGGCGGCUCGUCAGGCAGGUCCUGCGCGGGCUGCGGCGGGCGCAUCGCCGACCGCUUCCUGCUCUUCUCCAUGGAGCGCUACUGGCACACGCGCUGCCUCAAGUGCUCCUGCUGCCACGCCCAGCUGGGUGAGAUCGGCACCACCUGCUACAGCAAAGGGGGCAUGAUCCUCUGCAAGAACGACUACAUCAGGCUGUUCGGGCACAGCGGGGCAUGCAGCGCCUGUGGCCAGUCCAUCCCUGCCAGUGAGAUGGUGAUGCGGGCACAGGGCAACGUGUACCACCUCAAGUGUUUCACCUGUGCCACCUGUAGGAACCGGCUAGUGCCGGGCGACCGCUUCCACUACGUUAACGGCACCAUCUUCUGUGAGCACGACAGGCCAGGGGGCGCUCUACUCCGCAGUCACAUGACCCCACUGCAGGGGAACGGCAUGAUGCCUGACCAGAAGGUGUGCUGAAGAAGGAUGGAUGACAAAGCAACGUGUGCCUUUUCCCCCCACAUCCUGCUCUUCCUCCUCCAUCUUUAAGUUUGUCCUAUACCAUCCAUCCCUUCGUUCAGAUAUUCCAAAAUCCAUACUCCGGAUACUGCUGCCAGUGUCCAGUGGCUUUCUUAACACGUCAUUCCCAACAAAAUGAUAUUUCUUCUGUUCAUAGAGAAUCAUKUUCUCAACCUUCAAGGGGAAGAUGCUGAGGAGGGAAAGACUAUAUAUGAGGAUGAUUUAUACUGUCAAGCCAGUGUCCAUGCCCUGAGAUGGCAUUUCCAGUGAUGGACCAUUCACUUUCCUUAGCCAGCACAUAACACUACAGGGAGAGAGAAGACACGGACUAAUACGGAAACACGUAUAAACUGGUUCUGGUCAGGGCUGCUUCAACCAAGCUACAGUAUACUGACUCUUGAAACAGGAAGAGCACAUUCAAACAAGACAGGCCACACGAAUACACAGAUGCACCACUUUCUGAGCUCAGACUCUCUAGACCCUUUCAUGUGUUGCGAGAAACAGGAAAUACUGUGGUUGCAGUGCUAUGYUGCCGUAGCUGUGGUUCACUCGACUGGUGAGUUGGGACGAACAAGUAAAGAUCAAAUACACCUGGCUGGAUGUCUCAUUUACAUAAAAAAUAUAUACUCUCUGUGUACAAAAUGUAAGAAAGUCUAUAGAAUAUUCAUCAAAACACACCUUUUAGUCCCAUGAUUAUUUUGUACUACAAGUGGUUGCMUUUUUGUAGAUUUUCUUUGAUAUUUAGUUAUGUUUUCAGUUGAAAAUGGCUUCUGGGGUUAGGACAUUUACUCAUGUUUAUGGGAACAUAGAAAUUAUGCAUUUUGUAAUUGUCGUUUUUCAAAUUUUUUUUACUCCAGUGACAAUUGUWAUUCCAACAUGACUUCGCAGCUGUGCUCCAUAUGUCCUAAAUGUAUUCUCGUAUGUGUGGUGGUGGAAGAGGAGAAGGUCCAAGUUGAACUGGUCCACAUUUAACCUGGGUCAUGUUGAGUAGGGCUCACUGUAGCAGUUUCUGAAAAGAAAAAUAAAUGUUUCUUAUUGGA